AUGUCGGGCUCUGUGAAAUUACGCAGCAUCAAAAAAAUCGGGCAGGAAAACAAUGCUUACGAGUUUUCUGACGCAGAGAAAAACGAUGAUUACAUGACAAUGACGUCUCCAAAGCAGGAUAAAACGUCCAAAAGCAAUAAGGAGGAGGUAGCCAUCAGGGUCGGCUUCUUCCAGCUGUUCCGCUUCGCCAGCUGCUGCGAGAUCGCGAUGAUGAUCGCAGGGAGCGUGUGCGCGGUGAUGCACGGCUCCGCGCAGCCGCUCAUGCUCCUGGUGUUCGGGAUGCUGACAGACGCUUUCAUCGAUUACGACAUCGAGCUCCAGGAACUGUCUGACCCGAAUAAGGCCUGUAUCAACAACACCAUACAGUGGAAAAACCUGACGGCCGAGGAGAACCUUGAACUGAACAUGACAAAGACGUGCGGGAUAUUGGACAUUGAGGAUGAAAUGACCAAAUUUGCCUACUAUUACGUUGCCAUCGGAACCACUGUUUUUAUUCUGGGAUAUUGUCAGAUCUCCCUGUGGGUGCGGUCAGCGGCCCGGCAGAUUCAGAUCAUCAGGAAGAUGUACUUCCGCAAGGUGAUGAGGAUGGAGAUCGGCUGGUUCGACUGCAACUCCUCCGGGGAGCUGAACACCCGCAUGUCAGACGACAUCAACAAGAUCAACGACGCCAUCGCAGACCAAGUGAGCAUCUUCAUCCAGCGCUUCACCACCUUCGUCUGCGGCUUCAUGGUGGGCUUCUUCAAAGGCUGGAAGCUGACGCUGGUCAUCCUUGCUGCCAGCCCGCUGAUCGGGGUGGGCGCGGCCUUCAUGGCACUGUUUGUGGCGAGGCUGACGGGCCGGGAGCUGCAGGCCUACGCCAAGGCGGGCGCCGUGGCGGACGAGGUGCUGUCCGCCAUCAGAACGGUGGCGGCUUUCGGAGGGGAGAGGAAGGAAGUGGAGAGGUACAACAAGAACCUGGUCUCUGCCCAGCGCUGGGGGAUCCGGAAGGGUCUGAUCAUGGGCUUCUUCACCGGAUACAUGUGGUUCAUUAUCUUCCUCUGCUACGCCCUGGCCUUCUGGUAUGGCUCCAAACUGGUGAUAGAGACAAUGGAGUACACCCCAGGAACUCUCCUACAGGUGUUUUUCGGGGUGCUGAUUGCAGCGCUGAAUCUGGGGCAGGCCUCUCCGUGUCUGGAGGCCUUCGCCUCCGGCCGAGGUGCUGCCACCAUCAUAUUUGAGACCAUCGACAGAGAGCCUGAGAUUGACUGCCUCUCAGAAGCUGGGUAUAAACUGGACAGAGUGAAAGGAGACAUUGAGUUUCAUAACGUGACCUUCCACUACCCAUCAAGACCUGAAGUCAAGAUUCUUGACCAGCUGAGUCUGUUGGUGAAGUCUGGAGAGACGACAGCUUUCGUGGGUCCGAGCGGAGCGGGGAAGAGCACAGCGGUUCAGCUCAUCCAGCGCUUCUAUGACCCCAAGGAGGGAAUGGUGACGCUGGACGGCCAUGACAUCCGGGGGUUGAACAUCCAGUGGCUGCGCUCUCUGAUCGGCAUCGUGGAGCAGGAGCCCGUGCUGUUCGCCACCACCAUCGCCGAGAACAUCCGCUACGGCCGCUCGGACGUCUCCAUGGAGGACAUCGUCAACGCCGCCAAGGAGGCCAACGCCUACAACUUCAUCAUGGACCUACCUCAGAAAUUCGAGACCCUGGUGGGGGAGGGCGGGGGUCAGAUGAGCGGGGGACAGAAGCAGAGGAUAGCCAUCGCUCGAGCCCUGGUCAGAAACCCCAGGAUCCUGCUCCUGGACAUGGCCACCUCUGCCCUGGACAACGAGAGUGAAGCCGUGGUUCAGGAAGCACUGGACAAGGUACGCUUGGGCCGCACCACCAUCUCCAUAGCGCACCGGUUGUCUACAAUAAAGAACGCGGACGUGAUUGUGGGGUUCGAGCACGGCCGGGCGGUGGAGAGGGGCAAACACAACGAGCUGCUAGACAGGAAGGGGGUGUACUUCACCCUGGUGACCCUGCAGAGCCAAGGAGACAAGGCGCUCAACGAGAAAGCUCGGCAAAUGGAAAGGGAAGAUGAGUCAUCAGAUGCAGACCUUGAGAAAAAGAGUCUGUCACGGGCUACCAGCUACCAGGAGAGUUUGAGAGCCUCUAUCCGCCAGAGGUCAAAGUCUCAGCUGUCGAAUGUGAUUCCGGACGCAUCCAUACCCAUCGCCGCGGACCUGGGUCGCAGUCACUACGCAGACUCCUUCAUCUCACAGGAGAAGGGCAAGAGUGCCGUGCCUGAGGAAGAGGAGGAGCUGGUUGAGCCUGCCCCUGUCGCCAGGAUUCUGAAAUACAACGCCCCCGAGUGGCCGUACAUGGUGUUCGGCUCCAUCGGUGCUGCUGUGAACGGUGGAGUUAGCCCACUGUACUCACUGCUCUUCAGCCAGAUCCUCGGGACUUUUUCCAUGCUUGAUUCAGCCGAACAGAGAGCUCAGAUUGAUGGGAUCUGCCUGCUGUUUGUGCUCAUUGGAGUGGUUUCAUUCUUCACACAGAUACUGCAGGGCUACUCCUUCUCCAAGUCUGGUGAGCUGCUGACCCGAAGACUCAGACAUUUGGGCUUCCAAGCCAUGCUGGGCCAGGAGGUUGGCUGGUUCGAUGACCACAGGAACAGCCCGGGCGCGCUGACCACACGUCUGGCCACUGAUGCCUCUCAAGUCCAAGGAGCCACUGGCUCUCAGAUAGGCAUGAUCGUGAACUCUCUGACCAACAUCGGCGUGGCCUUGAUCAUCUCCUUCUACUUCAGCUGGAAGCUGAGCCUGGUCAUCCUCUGCUUCCUGCCCUUUCUGGCCCUCUCCGGGGGCUUCCAGGCCAAGAUGCUGACGGGAUUCGCCAAGCAAGACAAGCAAGCCAUGGAGGCCGCGGGACAGAUCUCAGGCGAGGCGCUGAAUAACAUCCGCACCAUCGCUGGCCUGGGGAAGGAGAGGAGUUUUGUGGAAAUGUAUGAGGCCCAGCUGGAGGAUCCCUACAAGGCGGCCCUGAAGAAGGCCAGUGUGUACGGGGCCUGCUACGGCUUCGCCCAGUGCAUCGUCUUCAUGGCCAACGCCGCGUCCUACAGAUACGGGGGAUAUUUAGUCGAAAAGGAGGGCCUUAAUUUCACCAUGGUGUUCAGGGUCAUCUCAGCCAUCGUCACCAGUGGGACAGCUCUGGGCCGAGCCUCCUCCUACACCCCAGACUACGCCAAAGCCAAAAUCUCAGCCGCCAGAUUCUUCCAGCUCCUCGACCGCAUUCCCAAAAUCAAUGUGUACAGUGACGACGGAGAGAAAUGGUCUAAUUUUAAAGGCGAUCUCGAGUUCAUCGACUGCAAGUUCACGUACCCGACCCGCCCAGACAUGCAGGUGCUGAACGGGCUGUCGGUGUCGGUGAAGCCAGGCCAGACUCUGGCCUUCGUGGGCAGCAGCGGCUGUGGCAAAAGCACCAGCGUGCAGCUGCUGGAGAGAUUCUACGACCCCAACCAGGGCAGGGUGCUGAUCGAUGGUCACGACUCCACCAAUGUCAACGUUCAGUUCCUGCGCUCAAAGAUCGGGAUCGUCUCCCAGGAGCCCAUCCUGUUCGACUGCAGCAUCGCUGAGAACAUCAAGUACGGAGACAACCAGCGGGAGGUCAGCAUGAAUGACGUCAUCGCCGCGGCCAAGAAAGCCCAGCUCCACGACUUCGUCAUGGCACUUCCUGAGAAAUACGACACCAAUGUGGGGGCACAGGGGUCCCAGCUGUCCCGUGGGCAGAAGCAGCGCAUCGCCAUCGCCCGGGCGAUCAUCAGAGACCCCAAAAUCCUGCUGCUGGACGAGGCCACGUCGGCGCUGGACACAGAGAGCGAGAAGACGGUCCAGGAGGCCCUGGACAAAGCGCGAGAAGGCAGGACCUGCAUCGUCAUCGCCCACCGCCUCUCCACCAUCCAAAACUCUGACAUCAUCGCCGUCAUGUCCCGUGGCUACGUCAUCGAGAAGGGGACGCACGACGACCUCAUGGCCAUGAAGGGUGCUUAUUACAAACUGGUUACCACUGGCGCACCCAUCAGCUAAAACCCCAGGGACCAAUCAGGGGACUGCGCAGCUCAGGAAAACUCAGGGUCAGCCAAUGGAACACGUUUACUCAAUCAAAACAUCAUCAAAAUAGGAAGACACGUACACAGGUCGCAUUUUGCAGAUGUAUUAUUUUAUACUAUUUGUACUGUAAUAUGAAUAAUUUGAUUUUAAAUAUAUUUUGUAUGUUUUAAUUUAAAAUCUAUAGGAAUCAGAUUAUUUUUCUGCCUAUGCUCAUCCAGUAAUUGCCAUUCAGUAUCCAGUGCUCCA
Megalops cyprinoides (Indo-Pacific tarpon) is the source of this 4314-nucleotide messenger RNA. RefSeq names its product bile salt export pump-like. Gene Ontology annotation, biological process: transmembrane transport. Gene Ontology annotation, molecular function: ABC-type transporter activity; ATP hydrolysis activity; ATP binding. Bases 1 to 4044 code for a protein of 1347 amino acids. The record is from RefSeq and is a predicted model, not a curated record. The transcript has 28 exons. Gene Ontology annotation, cellular component: membrane. Lineage: Eukaryota; Metazoa; Chordata; Actinopteri; Elopiformes; Megalopidae.